AUGGAAGAUCACACCUCUCUAGUAUUAAUUCAAGUACCAUAUAGAUUCAAAGUCUCGCCUCAUUCUAGCAUGUUGUUCAAGAAGAGCAUUACCAAGGAGAUAUUAGUCCUCGUAUUUAUAUUAUGCAUCUUAAGUAUAGUUGAGAUAUAUUUAUCCUUUUCCGACUCUGCUAACAUUCCAUCGAUAGUUCAAACAAUCAACAGGUAUAGCCAGAAAGUAAGGUUUAUAUUCCCCAAAUCUUUCGAUGAAGAUCGAUUUAGCGAAUUCAAAUAUAAGGUCUCUGGAUCUACUUACUACAGAUUUAAUGGGAGUCAAUUCCCUGACAUCAUCUUCAAGACAGCUAAGGAAGAAGACUUCCACCAGCAUGACAUUUCAGUGUAUCAUUCUAAUCUUAAUAUCAACGAAGACAAUAAGAAAUGUCCCGAAUUGUACCGUGAGACUCAUGGGGUAUUCGUAGAUGAAGCUAAAGUUAUUGACUUAGACAUGAUAAAAGUUAUGCGCAGUUUCAUGAAAGAUCUUCCUAAUAGUGAGUACUAUCAGGAAAUCGCUCCAUUCUUCAUUGACCAUUUGGAAGAUCAAUUUGCCAAUGGAGAUGAAUUGCAGAUUCCUGAAUAUUGGUUCCAAUUAGCGGGCUCUUCCGUAUGGUUAGAAGAAUAUGGGGUUCAUUUUAUGAUCAGAAGAGUCAUAUAUUGUCCCACUGCUAAAAGGAAUGCACCCAGUAUAUCACUUACCUAUGCACAGAUAUUUGAUGAAAGUUGGAACGAAUUGGAAGAAACAAGCUUGAUAAUACCAGAUGAUACAGGUAUGUCUGACCAUGAUUUUGUUAAAUUCCCCAAGUUCUUACCAGUUCCCUUCUACCAUGAUGUAGACACACUAAACAAUAGGUACUAUGGGCCAGAGGAUCCUAGAAUUACAAUAUACAAAAAUAAGUUUGGUCAUUACGAGCCAUUGAUCAUAUUUAAUGCCUACCAUCGUAAAUUUGAGAAAUUUGAUGAUGAUGAGGAUCAUACAAAUAACAUUGAGGCCAAAUUUUACAGAUCCAUGUGGGUAUGUUUCCCCUUCAAGUUUCAAAGAGGUAAAUUCAAUACUGAUGGUAACAUAGACGAAAUGUACGGUAGUACAGUUUAUUCUAAAAUCGAAGAAUUAAGGAUUAAAGAUAGGCCUAGGCAAGAAAAGCAAAAGAAUUGGACUCCAUUCUUAAGCUAUAACGAACAAGUGCAGAAUAGAGAGGACACCUUUAAUAGAUACUUGUACUUCAUAUAUAGAUGGGCCAAUUUGGAAGUAUUGAGAUGUGAUGUGGUAAGUGGGGUAUGUGAUUUUGAAUACAGAUUAUACCCUACAUUGCUUCCCAGCACUCCAGUUGGUGAAUUAAGAGGUGGAACUGCACUACUUAGUAUAAAUGAACUAAUGAUAAAACUGGGUAUUGAUAUCAAAUACUAUUUACCUCCAGAAAGAGAGGUGUGGCUUGGGUUUGCUAGAGCUCAUAUUGAUAAUUGUGGAUGUGGGCCAGUGAUGUAUAGACCAAACUUAGUGUUGAUAGUGAAGGAUAAGAUUAAAAAGAAGGACUCAGAAACAGAAUUUGACGUGGUCUACAAAAUAAGUCAUGUAUCAUCUUCGAUAUCUUUUGAUAUUGAUGUUUUUGGGUGGAACUUGUGGCAACCACAUAUGGUUUGUCUGGGCAAUAACAUUUUAAUCCCCAAUGGAAUUUCUUCUUGGGUAAUCAACCAGGACGUCCACACAAAUGAUAAGAUCGUAGACUAUUUAACUUUAACUGUUUCGGUAUCAGAUUACAAUGUUGAGAGAAUCAAUAUUAAAAAUUUAUUAGCUGAAGUAGUUCAAUUCGAUGGAGUCUUUCUCGGAGGAGAUAAGUUGCCCUAUAUUCCAAAGUCAACAAAACCUUCACAGCAAAUUGGAUACAACAAUGAUAACGUGGAAUGUGCAAUAUCUAAUUCCAAAGAUUUCUGUAAGGUCUAUGGACUCGAGCACCCUGGCAAUCACUAA
Dujonia railenensis is the source of this 2001-nucleotide messenger RNA. The record is from the annotation of a GenBank genome assembly. Lineage: Eukaryota; Fungi; Ascomycota; Pichiomycetes; Serinales; Debaryomycetaceae.